AGUUUCUCGUUGGCUACUACCAUUUUGAUGUUCCCCAGUAAGCUUAAUCCCCAAAUGGCCGAGGCCACGGGUGGUCGAUCGGUGGGCGGCACCGAGCACAGCUGGUGUAAAGCCGUGCUCGGUGGCACCGGAAUCGUUGUCCUUGCAAUUUUAUCGUCGAAAAAACCCGAUGUAUCAAAUCUCGAAAAUGCCCUUAAGAAACUUCAAAGUUCUCAUCCAAUUCUCAUGUCCGAGAUAUAUUCAAGCACAUCGAACACAUUUUUCCUCGCAAAAUCUCCCACUCCUUACAUUAAAGUAAAAUCCUUCGACAUCUCGUCAACCACUAAAAUUCUCAAAACACAUUCCAAUCAAAUCAAUGAAAAAUUAUUCCGCCUGGAGAUAAUUAUCGAACACGAACUCAACGAGAAUACGUGGUACGACGGUGAUCAGUCACUGAACACGAACAGUGAUGUUUUAUUUGCGAGCAUUUACACAUUAUCGGAAAAGAAGUGGGUGUUUGUUAUUCGAGCUCAUACCGUUGCGUGCGAUCGAACUACGGGAGUGUCAUUGUUGAGGGAGUUAUUGGCAUUGAUGGGAGAUGAAGGUAGCGGAGGAGGGUUAGAGAUGGAAAUAGGGAAUAAGGGGGAGGUUAAUUUGGGAAUUGAAGAUCUUAUUCCUAAUGGAAAAGCUAAGAAGGGAUUAUGGGAACGUGGAGUGGACAUGCUUGGAUACUCUGUAAAUUCAUUGAGAUUAACUAAUUUGAAAUUCAAAGACUCCAAAUCAAAUAGAUCAAGCCAGGUUGUGAGAUUUCAAAUCAACAAGGAUGAUACUGAGAGAAUAUUUACCGGUUGCAAGAGGAGAGGGAUUAAGCUAUGCGGAGUGUUGGCGGCGGCGGGGUUGAUGGCGGCACAUGGGCCUGGCUCCUCCGUCAAGUCCCUUUCCGAUCAUCACCGGAAGAAGUACGGCGUCGUUACGCUCCUCGAUUGUCGUUCCAUUCUCGACCCGUCUCUGUCUACACAUCACUUUGGAUUUUACCACUCGGCCAUUCUGAACACUCACGUUAUGAAAGGAGGAGAAACUGUGUGGGAACUGGCGAAGAAAAUGUACGCGGCAUUCGAGAACUCCAAAAAUUCAAACAAGCAUUUGACAGACAUGGCGGAUCUCAACUUCCUCAUGUGCAAGGCCAUCGAUAAUCCUGGAUUGACUCAGUCCUUCUUACGGACAUCCUUCAUGUCGGUCUUCGAGGACACAGUCAUCGACAAUUCCGACGAGAUGUAUUCCAAGGUCGGGAUCGAUGACUGCAUCGGUUGCGCUUCGGUUCAUGGAAUCGGCCCGUCGAUAGGCAUUUUCGACACCGUGCGCGACGGCCGGCUGGACUGCAUCUGCGUGUAUCCGGCGCCGCUCCACUCCAGGGAGCAAAUGCAGGGGUUAGUCGAUGAGAUGAAGGGAAUUCUUAUCGACGGUUCACAAAUUAGAUGAGUAUUAUGUAAAUUCACAAACU
This is a messenger RNA of Carica papaya (papaya), 1480 nucleotides long. RefSeq lists its product as uncharacterized. The record is from RefSeq and is a predicted model, not a curated record. Lineage: Eukaryota; Viridiplantae; Streptophyta; Magnoliopsida; Brassicales; Caricaceae.